This is a messenger RNA of Entrophospora sp. SA101, 687 nucleotides long. The record is from the annotation of a GenBank genome assembly. Lineage: Eukaryota; Fungi; Glomeromycota; Glomeromycetes; Entrophosporales; Entrophosporaceae.
AUGAAUAGGCAAACCGUUUUUGUUGACAUAGGAUAUAAAUUUGCUAUAAAUAACAAUGCAUCUACAUAUGAAAAUGACGCAUCACAAAAUUUCUCCUUUCGGGAUUACUUACAAAAGGACAACCCAUUGGUGACCGAAGAACUUGACAAUAGAGCGUGGAAGAAUAGAUUUAUUGGAUUUAUUGGAGAGGCAAAACAAUCGAUCAUUGAUGACAAGUUAAUUACAAAGAAACCAAGAGGAUCAAGAUCAUUUAAUACAAAUUAUUACCUCCGAAAAAUUUCAAGAGCAAUUAAUAGAAAGAAAGAGAAAGUCGAGGAUGAAAGGAAUUUCGAGUGGACAGCUGCUUUCGUUGUUUUAAGGCCGAAUAAAAACCACUGUGCAAAGGAAGGACUUUCUGGACACGAAAAAGUAAUUUAUCCUGAUCGUCUUGUACAAAAAUUCCAAGGAAGGCGAUUUAUUUCUUUGGAAACAACCGAAUUUUUGGAUUAUAAUGGUACCGAAUUAUUAUUUAUUGGUGCAAAGGAAGAUAUUGCUCAAGAUUUGGGCGAGGCAGGAAAAGAACUUGAGGAAUUGGCAGAAUACGAAACAAAAACAAUCGUUCCAUUUGCUGAACGUGUAGUCUUUGAUGAUUUACAUUUUGAAAAGGGUGUUUUGCCAAUUGAACCACUUCAUGGUUUAUGGAAAUAA